Messenger RNA from Capsicum annuum, 3356 nucleotides. RefSeq lists its product as uncharacterized. NCBI's taxonomy places the organism in Eukaryota, Viridiplantae, Streptophyta, Magnoliopsida, Solanales, Solanaceae. The transcript has 2 exons. Bases 1103 to 1747 code for a protein of 214 amino acids. The record is from RefSeq and is a predicted model, not a curated record.
AAGAGCUAAAAACUCUUUUCUCUUAAAAGGCUUUUAACAGCUCUUAAGGCUGAAAACAUAUUUGCUCUUUAUUGUGCUCUUAAAGGUAAAAACCUUUUUUUUCCCUCUUCCCUUUCCUUCUUCAGUAAAAAUUUGGAAUAAAUAGAGUAGGUAUUUCAUAAAACAGGCAUCCUUUUCCAGAAAAUAAGUCACUUGUCCACACAAGAAGGUUAGUCGGGAAGUAGUAGAAGGCUGCGGACCUGAGAUCAAGGCGUUGAACGAUUUUUGUGAAAGCUUUGAGAGCUAAGUGCUUUCGGAAUUUCGUCUUAAGAUUAUAUUAUCAUGUUAAUAUAUCGACUGGAUCAUUAAGGCACGAGUGGCCAUGGACUAAUCAGAAUACAAGGUAUGAUUAUUGUUUUCCAUAGUAGCAUUAAGAGAAAUAGGUUAUCUACAUGGUUCACUCUGUCAUGAUUAUAACCGCCAAAACCCAACAGUCGUCUUCUUCAAAAGGCUGACAGACCUUUCCCAUCAGUACAGAACCUCUACAUCAACACGCUUCUUUGUAUCACAGUCCCUUCACGUUUCAACUUCCUUCUCACUCAUCUUAAAUAAGCACCUUCUUUUCUCUUCCAUCUCCACUUCUUUCUCAACCUCUGAAAAUCCAACAAGCUAUGGCGUUUUCCUCAUCCUCUCCUUCCUUCACAAAAUCUGAAACAAAACCUUCAACCCAAAUUAUUCUUCACCCAAACAUUACUUUACCUUCCCUUAUCCAACCCCAAAUCCCUAUCAACUUAUCUGAUUUUUCAUUGUUUAAACCUCCACCACAACCAUCCUUUCACUCUUCUUCAAACCCUCUUUUUUUUCAAAACCCUUACCAUUACUUGUGCUUCCUCUUCAGAUCCUUGAUCGCGAUGACAUUCCCAUUACUGAUCUUAUCCCUAGACGGUCACGCUCAACUCUGAAAAGAAAAGCAUCUUCUGUCCCCAUUGAUGUUGACAUUGAUACUUAGGUAAAAUCUUCUCCUGUCAUCCAUUCAUCUCGAACUCCACAUACUCGGGGGCAGAAGCAAAGAGAAGAUGCUUCUUUGGAAGAGGCACUUAGGGCAAGUAAAAAGAAAUGAGUAAUGUCUACUGCUUCUACUCCCCCACGCGAGCCCUCUCCUGAUAUUCUCCUCCGCUCUAAAAGAAAACGCAAGAAUAUCACAGCAAAACCCUCAAAGUCCUUUUCCUCUCCCAAACCCUCAUCAUCCUCAAUAUCUACUGUCAAAGUCACUACUGGUCAAGGGUCCACCUCCUCUAAACUUUCUCCAAAAUCUACUUCCCAUCCCAAGAAACAAGUUCCACAUCCUGGUUCUUCUGAUCCAUCUGACUCAGAUUCAGACUAUCUUCCUGAUACUCCUCCUGUUCCUUUUACUUCCAUUGACUCUGAUGAUGAUAUUUAUGUUGAUACUGCUGCUGAUAAAACUUCUCAGUUAGACCAUGUUCUGCACUUUCAGAAACGAAAGAUGAUUAGAGGAAAAGUUGUCACUGGGUUUGGGGGUCCUGAUAUGGAUACGUUAGUUUCAAAACUGACAGCACAGGGGUGGUCAUCCUUGUUUCUUCAAGGUGAUCAUCAGAGAAGAUUUGGUAAAAAUGAGGUGUAUGAGUUUUAUACCAAUGGAGUUGCCAUUAGGGAAAUGAUUUCAACCACAGUUCAUGGGAAAACCAUCAAUCUUUAUCCCGCUGAUAUGGGCAGAUUUCUCAGUUGGAUGGUUGGUGUCAUUAUGUGAAGGGAUCUUGGCCACCUCUUGAUAAUCUUCCAUCCGCUCUUGAUAUCUGUAGAAAAUUCUUUGGGAAUCCUUUUCUUUCCUCUCAUCGUAGGGUCAUGAAAAAUGAGAUGUCCCCUCUCUAUCAGUCUUAUUUUGAUGUGGUUCACAAAAUGAUCUUGCCUCGACCGGAAAGGCGCAUAGUUGCAAGUUUUCUUGAUCUUACCUUGAUGGAACUAUUGGAUUCUGAGAUUCCAAUAGACCUUCCUCUACUCAUCAUUAAGCAUAUGCAAAGGGUACUUGUUAAAGAUACAAAUGGUCAUGCUCUGCCCUAUCAGUUCUGGCUUGCAUCUGUUUUCGAUGAUUUUUAUGUACCUGUCAAGGUAUGGUCCUUGAAGAUGACUAAGGACUUGAUUGGACAACUGAACCAUGCUAGGUUACCUACUACCGUGAGACAUGCUGAUAACCCUAUGCAAAAGUUGCGAAAUGCCUUAAAGGCAAAGCAGGGUGAGCUAGAGGGUGCACAAGCUGCAUUGGUAGCUGCCCAGGCUGUUCAUAAAGAUGAAAAGAGGGUUCUAGAAGCUAAAAUUGCAUCCCUUACAGAAAUCUUGGAUAAGGAAUGCGCUGAAAAUGCUGAUAUCAUUAGGAAGUUGACCUCCCUUAUUCCCUCUACCUCCUCCAAUUAAAAUCCUUCUUCAUCCUUUAAGCUCAUUCACUAUGAUGCUCUCCUGUUUACCUUGUUUCUUUUUUUGUUUACUGGGUAGCAAUAAUUGUAUUUGUUUUGUUUAAAAUCGACCUCUUUUGCUUCCCUUGAUCUACUUCUGCUUAAUUCAAUGCAUAGUUAUCUCUUGCUCUGAAUCUUGCUUGUUUUAGUGAUAGCCCCAGUGGCCAUAAUUAUUAAACAAUUUUUACUUGAUCGCUCAGCUUUUCGAUGAUGUCAAAAGGGGGAAAAACAGAUUAUACAAUGCUUAUAACUCAAUUGUACUAACCUGUUUCAUUCUACUGUGAUUCUGUUAUUUAAUUCCUUCUUAAGUAUGUCAGGAUUCUGUAAUACUGAAGCUACUAUGUUUGUCAUCAUCAAAAAGGGGGAAUUUGUUAGGGCAUGAGGAGUUUUGAUGAUAGACAUGUGAAUGAAACAUAUUGAAGAAGCUGGUCCAUUCAAGGUGAAAUAGUCUAGCUGGCACAGGAGUUUGGAUGAUAUGAUUAUGUGUUCAAGACAAACUUAGAUAACAUUGAUUACAUCAGAAGCCGAGUUAGAUCAGACUAGAAGUCUUGAAGAAGUCAAGUUGAUCAAGGAGUUCAGUAAGAAGAGGAUUUGAAUUAAAAGAAUCCUAUCAAAACUAGGAGAGGUGAGACGACAGCAAAAGGGAAAAGAAUUAACUGAUAGAGUUCUACUGAAGAAAGAAUUGAACAUCAAAAAGGACUCUAUCACAGGUUGGCUUAAAUACAACAAACAUGACUCAAAGCCAGUACUCACGCACGUACUGAAAAAGUCAAUCAACAAUCAGCAUACAUACUUGUUGAAGAACCAAGCCUCUUACUUAGCAGGUCAUAAACUGUGUAGUAGUUAGGUUCUGGUAUUGUAAUGAGUCAUUGAUUCUAGUCUCAGUAAUCUAUAAACUGAGUUAGGAGU